Molecule: messenger RNA, 330 nt
Organism: Diversispora eburnea
Lineage: Eukaryota; Fungi; Glomeromycota; Glomeromycetes; Diversisporales; Diversisporaceae
Source: the annotation of a GenBank genome assembly
AUGCUGACAAAAGAUUCUCCUAAGCUGGAGCUUGUUAAAGAUUAUAUCAGUUUUUAUAGCUCACAAUCACAAAUUACAGUAAUCCCAAUAUCCAAUGAAUCAUCCAGUGAAGAUCCUGAUAAGUGUACAGAUUUCAUGUUGAAAUAUUUGGAAGCUUUAUAUACUAUUUCUAGCAAUUCUGCUUUAACAUGUAUGACACAGUCACCAGCAUCUUCAAAAAAUUCAGCAAUAAUCAUUCUGUUAAGAAAUCUUGAAGAAAGCUCUACCAGGAUCCAAAGCAAAAAUACUAGUCAAAGGUCAUUACAAAAAUGUACUUGUAAUAAUAUUUAG